Molecule: messenger RNA, 780 nt
Organism: Colletotrichum truncatum
Lineage: Eukaryota; Fungi; Ascomycota; Sordariomycetes; Glomerellales; Glomerellaceae
Product: ribosomal protein L32
Biological process (GO): exocytosis
Cellular component (GO): Golgi to plasma membrane transport vesicle; cell tip
Molecular function (GO): guanyl-nucleotide exchange factor activity
Source: RefSeq, a predicted model, not a curated record
AUGAGCGCUACCAUGACCAUGACCGCCGCGCCGCUGCCGCCGCCAACUCUCUCCCUCUCGACGGACCAUUCCGAGCAGCACUCCUGCCCGUCCUGCGGCGUCGUCCUCGAGGCCCCUGCCUCUCUACUCGAAGCUCAGGCCCGCAUCGCCGACCUGGAGGCUCAGGUGCGCCUGCUCAACCAAAAGGCUGCCGCUGCCGUCGACCGCUGGGCCGACUAUGAAGACGAGCUCACCCGCCUGCGCAUCGCCGCCUCCCAAACCCCCGCACCAAUGCCUAGUCCCUCGCCUACACGCACGUCGUUCCUGUCGGGCGGCGCGAACAGGUUGUCACAGCUGCUGAGUCCGAGGGGGAUGAAGAGCACACCGAACCUGCGUUCGCCGACGCCGCCCGCGCCGGGAGACCCCGCUACGACGGAGGACUUGUUGGAGGCGCUCAACCGCGAGCAGAAUCUAAGGUUGGCCGCCGAGUCAAGGUUAAGCACCACGAGUCAGGAGGUCGAAGAAUUGAGUGUGAGCUUGUUUGAGCAGGCAAACGAGAUGGUUGCCACGGAGCGCCGAGCGAGAGCGAAGCUGGAGGAACGGGUCGAGGUACUUGAACAACGGGAGAAGGACAAGAAGCGAAGAUUAGAGAGACUGGAAGGAGCCGUUGGGCGGAUCGAGAGGGUGAGAUCUUUAUUGGGAGAGGUGAAGGCUGCGGAGGCCGAGCGGCCCGUGGGAGGCCUAGAAGUAGGGGAGCCCAAGAGGGAAUCUCAGUCGACGACCUCCUCAUCACAAUUUUGA